UCCCUGACAAACAUUGCUGUGAUUUCUUUAGAGCGAUUUCACGCCACUUUCUUUCCAUUUAGACAUCGUGUCACCAAAACAUGGGUCUACUUCUUAGCAAUUGCUGCUAUCUGGGUUUUACCUGGCAUUGUACAAGCGAUUCUCCAAUUACCGAUCUACCUGGUCUCAAACGAGCGGAAGUAUUAUUUUUCGUUUCCAAUAUAUUGUUGUUUGUGUCUCUUUAGUAUAUUCGUUUCUUACACGCUUAUUUUCUUAAAGUUUCGUUGUAGAGCCCAUCCUCAGCGCGUUGCUGCAGCUAGUUUAAGACAAAGGAAACUUACUGUGACAUUGUUAGUAACAACUUUGGUAUCUUUAGCGUUGUGGCUGCCAUAUAAUAUUAUUUUUGUGUCGCCUGUUCAACCCCGAGUUUAUAUUCCUUUUUAUCUCCCUUACAACCUAUCCGUUUAA
This is a messenger RNA of Porites lobata, 447 nucleotides long. The record is from the annotation of a GenBank genome assembly. Lineage: Eukaryota; Metazoa; Cnidaria; Anthozoa; Scleractinia; Poritidae.